CCUGCGUUCCUUAGCUGUAAUGGCUCCCAUGAAUGGCUCAUUAUUGGCCAAGGAGCUUGUUCAAUUAAAGUGUUACUAAACCCUGGACCCUGCAUUCACUAUAUCUGGUCUCCCCGGACCCUGCAUUCACUAUAUGCGGUCUCCCCGGACCCUGCAUUCACUAUAUGCGGUCCCCCCGGACCCUGCAUUCACUAUAUGCGGUCCCCCCGGACCCUGCAUUCACUAUAUGCGGUCCCCCCGGACCCUGCAUUCACUAUAUGCGGUCCCCCCGGACCCUGCAUUCACUAAAUGCGGUCCCCCCCGGACCCUGCAUUCACUAUAUGCGGUCCCCCCGGACCCUGCAUUCACUAUAUGCGGUCCCCCCGGACCCUGCAUUCACUAUAUGCGGUCCCCCCGGACCCUGCAUUCACUAUAUGCGGUC
Molecule: messenger RNA, 421 nt
Organism: Staurois parvus
Lineage: Eukaryota; Metazoa; Chordata; Amphibia; Anura; Ranidae
Source: the annotation of a GenBank genome assembly